UAUAAAUUGAAGCAGAGGGGUGUAGUUUGAGUUAGGUCAGCACCCAUUCCUAAAUUCACCAUACUCACUUCCUGCAAUUUAUUAGUCCCUUUUCUCUUCUAUUUUACUUGUUUCCAAUGGGCCUUGCCGACAACACUGAUACGUCGUCGUUUAUGACCGACUUCCUCAAAAACUCCGGCGGCGUCGCCGUCAUCGACGGCGGCCUUGCGACGGAGCUGGAGCGCCACGGAGCCGACCUGAAUGACCCUCUCUGGAGCGCCAAAUGUCUCCUCACUUCCCCUCACCUCGUUCGCUCGGUACAUCUUGAUUACCUUGAGGCUGGUGCUGAUAUCAUAAUUACAGCAUCUUAUCAGGCAACACUCCAAGGUUUUCAGGCUAAAGGCUACUCUGAAUUAGAAAGUGAGGCCAUGCUUAAAAGAAGUGUGGAAGUUGCCUGUGAGGCAAGAGAAAUAUACUAUGAAAAAUGUCUUAAAUCUACUUCUAAAGAGACGGAGGAUGGGAAGAUUUUUAAACAUCGACCUAUUAUAGUUGCGGCAUCUGUAGGGAGCUACGGGGCUUAUUUAGCUGAUGGUUCUGAAUACAGUGGGGACUAUGGUGAAGCUAUAGAUCUAGAGUAUCUGAAGAACUUCCAUUGCAGAAGGGUACAUAUUUUGGCAGAAGCUGGUGCGGAUCUGCUAGCAUUUGAAACAAUUCCAAAUAAGCUUGAAGCCCAGGCUUUUGCUCAGCUUCUCGAGGACAAAUGCAUAACUAUUCCUGCAUGGUUUGCCUUCAAUUCUAAAGAUGGUAUAAAUGUGGUCAGUGGUGAUUCCCUGACUGACUGUGCCACAGUCGCUGAUACAUGCAAAAAAGUUGUUGCGGUUGGGAUCAACUGCACACCUCCCAGAUUUAUCAGUGAUCUGAUUACAUCUAUCAAAAAGGUGACAACAAAGCCGAUACUUAUAUAUCCAAACAGUGGAGAGACUUAUGACGCCCAGAAGAAAGAGUGGGUGCAAAAUACAGGAGUGCCAGAUGACGACUUUGUUUCAUACGUGAACAAAUGGUGUGAAAUAGGAGCUUCUCUUGUAGGAGGUUGCUGCAGAACUACACCCUACACUAUCAGAGGCAUUUAUAGGACUCUAGCUUCGAGAUCGGUCUCGUGAACGUGAUCAAGCAGGGAAAACAACCAAAAGUUGAUUAAGAGGUCUAGUUUCAGCUUAUAGUCUUAUACUGUUCAGAUCCCCUUUAUGGGAUUUAAAUUCUAUAUUUGGUUGCCAAGAAAUAUUUUUUUUUUCUCACCAAUUAAAUUGGGAGGAUAGAAGGUUGAUCCAAUAUUUGGAUGCAGAAUAUGAUAUGUUGAAUUGUUGAGGGUCUGAUAGUAUGUACUAUGUACUAUGAGAAAUUCAAAUUUUAGUAAUAUGAUCUUUUUUA
Messenger RNA from Daucus carota subsp. sativus, 1407 nucleotides. RefSeq names its product homocysteine S-methyltransferase 2. The transcript has 7 exons. Bases 117 to 1139 code for a protein of 340 amino acids. Gene Ontology annotation, molecular function: S-adenosylmethionine-homocysteine S-methyltransferase activity; zinc ion binding. NCBI's taxonomy places the organism in Eukaryota, Viridiplantae, Streptophyta, Magnoliopsida, Apiales, Apiaceae. Gene Ontology annotation, biological process: S-methylmethionine cycle. The record is from RefSeq and is a predicted model, not a curated record.